AUGAUUUAAACUGGUUUGAAUAUUGUACUUGAGGGUUCGGUCAAGGAAACAUUAGAACAACUUAAUAAAUUCAAAGAAAGACCUUACAACGGGAUUUUAAUCACAGGAAAACCAGGAACAGGAAAGACAUUUUUAUGCAAAUAUUUUGCUCAAAUAAAUGAUUGUUGUCAUUUGUUUUUCAACUGCGUUAAUGAGUUCUCAAAUUUGGAAGCAUCAUAGAUGAUUGAGUUGAUAAAGCAAGAAAGAAAAAAACUGGUGUUUUUUGACGAAUUAGAAUAUUUUAGUUUUGUGUAACAGGAGAAAUAUUAUAAAUUGAUGGAAAUUAUUAAGAUAUGUUAGGAAUAGGAACAUAAAUUAAUAUUUAUCACUCAGUCCCCAGAGAAGCUUGACCUGUAUCCUAAAAAAUUACCUUAUGAUCGAGCUACUGUGUUAUUAUUACCAGAAAAUAAGUUUAGAGAAUAAUUAAUAGCCAAUAACUUGCCAUCGUUUAAAUUCUUAAGUGGGCUUACUGAUAGCUAUUCAGUGAGUGAUCUUAUUGUUCUAAUUAAAGAUAUCUAGAUGGAACCACUAAAAACGAUAAUCAAUUGUGACAGUUUUGAAUUGAUAGAUGAAAAGUAUCAUCCCACUUAGGAUGUAAAGGAUUCAAGUGUGCUAUUGAGUUACGAUCAGAAACUAAAGUUUUUGUAGGAAGGUAAAAUCCAAAUAAAGGAAUUAGAAGAGAAGGAUGUGAGAAGAAUAUUGAAUGAGAAAAAAAGAAUGUGA
This is a messenger RNA of Paramecium tetraurelia, 762 nucleotides long. RefSeq lists its product as uncharacterized. The record is from RefSeq and is a predicted model, not a curated record. The transcript has a single exon. Lineage: Eukaryota; Ciliophora; Oligohymenophorea; Peniculida; Parameciidae. Gene Ontology annotation, biological process: vacuole organization; endosomal transport. Gene Ontology annotation, molecular function: ATP binding; ATP hydrolysis activity.